UGCACCCGGGUCGGGGCGCGGAUGCUGGAAGUUCACAUUCCCUCGGUGGGGCCCGAGGCCGAAGGGCCCAGGCAGAGUCCAGAGAAAGGCCACAUGGUGUUCCAAGUGGAGGUGCUGUACAGCGGACGCAGACACACCGUGCCGCGGCGCUACAGCGAGUUCCACUCUCUACACAAGCGGAUCAAGAAACGGUACAAAGUGCCUGACUUUCCCUCAAAACGCCUGCCCAACUGGAGGACCAGAGGAUUGGAACAGCGCCGGCAGGGCUUGGAGACCUACAUCCAGGGCAUCCUGUACCUGAAUCAGGAUGUGCCCAAGGAGUUACUGGAAUUCUUGAGACUUAGACACUUCCCUACAGACUCCAAGACCAGCAGCUGGAGCACCCUGGGGGAAUUCCUGCCUAGUGACACCAGCUCCCAGCUGCAUCAGCGGCCGGUCAUUGGCUUCUGUAUGGAUCCCUACGUUUGCACCCCUUCCCCAGAACCUCUCCCAGAAAUGGUGGUGGACGGUGUGCUCCAGGGUCUCUAUGGCUUCAGCACCAGCCCGGCACCAGCCCAGCCAGAGGCUAACUGUCAUCCUGCUCCAUUACUAAUGCCCUGACUAGCCCAGGGUUUGGGCCACCUUUCAGGACCGCUAUGUGCCUCGGUCCCAGGAGUUCCAUAUAGGAAACUGGGUCUUCCCUUGGACUAGACUCGGGUGUAACUGGCCAAGGCUCAGGUGUGCCCACCCCCACUCAAAGCUCUGAGCCUGGUUUGCACUGAAAGCUGUAGCUGGUAGAACUCAAGACUCUUAAAAGCCCAGGGGUCAUGGCAAAGUCAAGCUUCAGAAAAAGGUGUGAGGUAAUUUCAGAGGUAGGCUGAGAAGAGUCAGGUGUAUUUUCUAGCCCAGCCCGACAGGUGUAAGCUUAGGAUGAGGCACAGGAGCGAGCUAGACAGUCUCUGUCUGGUGACAGUGGGUGGGUUGCAUGUACAGGCUUAGGCAGGAACCCAGGGAAGGAACAUGCAUCCAUCAGCACAGAAGAGUCCCCC
This is a messenger RNA of Mus pahari (shrew mouse), 1028 nucleotides long. RefSeq names its product sorting nexin 22 (gene Snx22). The record is from RefSeq and is a predicted model, not a curated record. The coding region runs from base 22 to 600 and encodes 192 amino acids. Gene Ontology annotation, molecular function: phosphatidylinositol phosphate binding. NCBI's taxonomy places the organism in Eukaryota, Metazoa, Chordata, Mammalia, Rodentia, Muridae. The transcript is spliced from 7 exons.